Messenger RNA from Sitodiplosis mosellana (orange wheat blossom midge), 1564 nucleotides. RefSeq names its product cytochrome c oxidase assembly protein COX15 homolog. Gene Ontology annotation, cellular component: mitochondrial inner membrane. Gene Ontology annotation, biological process: heme A biosynthetic process. Gene Ontology annotation, molecular function: oxidoreductase activity, acting on NAD(P)H, heme protein as acceptor. Bases 198 to 1508 code for a protein of 436 amino acids. The transcript is spliced from 5 exons. Lineage: Eukaryota; Metazoa; Arthropoda; Insecta; Diptera; Cecidomyiidae. The record is from RefSeq and is a predicted model, not a curated record.
UGACUGCAACAACAUAACCUCAAAAAUUGCCUCUGCAAGUAUUUCGCAGUAAAAGCAAAACAUUGCGUCAACAUUUGUUUGACUAACAUUUUAAUGUGUAAAAAUUGAAGGAAAUAAGACAAAUUAAAAAAGGAUUUAAAAAAGCGAAUUAAUGCUUUCAUCACUGUUUGUGUAGGGAGUUUAUAUUACUAGCCAAGAUGUUGAUUAAUUUGAAACUGGCGACACACGCAUUUCGAUAUGGCAGUCAACAUUGGAAAUUCGGAGUGCAAAACCAUUUUACUCAAUCGAUUCGAAAUCAAUCCAAUUUGUUUUCAAGGAAUACGCUUAGCCAACAGACAAAAAAUAUAAACCUAACAUGCCGUCGACCGUGGAAUGGAAACAGCCAGAUUUUGCGUCGUUUUGCCGAUGGAGGACCGAAAGCAACAGAUUCGAAUAAAGAAAAACUAGUCGGAAAAUGGUUGUUGGGAUGCAGUGGAAUGGUUUUUACAGCCGUUGUUUUAGGCGGAGUAACACGACUCACUGAAUCUGGCCUGUCGAUGGUUACGUGGAAACUGCUUGGCGAAAAUCUACCUCAUACUGAAGACGAAUGGAAAACAGAGUUUGAGAAAUAUAAACAUUUUCCCGAGUUUAAAAUAAAAAAUAAGGAGAUUUCACUGAAUGAGUUCAAAAUGAUUUGGUUCAUGGAGUAUGCACAUCGAACUUGGGGCCGAUUUAUUGGUGGAUUUUUUGCCCUACCUGCCGCAUAUUUUUGGUAUCGUGGCUACUUGAAAAAAGGAAUGAGACUGAAACUAUCCAUUUUUGGUGCAUUGAUUGGCAUUCAGGGUUUGAUGGGCUGGUACAUGGUUAAAUCAGGCCUAGAAGAUCGAUUCCAUAAGCCAGAAGACGUUCCACGUGUCUCUCAAUAUCGUUUGGCAGCGCAUUUAUCCUUAGCAUUUUUACUGUACACUGGAUUCUUGUGGUCUGCGCUCGAUCAUUUGAUUCCGGCUGAAACGUUGCCAUCACAUGGCGAAUUCCGGGCAAUCGCUUCAAAAGCGGCUCUUCGAUUCCGCGCUAUAGCACAUUCGACAAAAGGCCUCAUUUUCUUGACGGCUGUAUCAGGAGCGUUUGUUGCUGGACUCGAUGCAGGUCUCGUCUACAAUAGUUUUCCAAAAAUGGCCGACAAGUGGAUUCCAUCAGAUAUUUUAGCAUUUUCACCGACGAUCCGAAAUUUCACUGAGAAUCCAACUACCGUUCAAUUUGAUCACAGAAUUUUGGGCAUUUCAACAUUGGGAUUGAUUACGGGAUUGUAUUUUAUGUCGAAACGAGUGAAUUUGCCACGCCGUGCAUAUGCAGCCGCAACAGCGCUCGCUAUCAUGGGAUGGAUUCAAGUUGGACUUGGCAUUACCACGCUUCUUACCUAUGUACCCGUUCCCGUUGCAGCUACGCAUCAAUCAGGAUCAUUGAUUCUUUUGUCACUGGCAAUUUGGCUGACGCAUGAAUUGAAACUUUUAAAAUAUGUUCCCAAAUAGACGAAUCAAUUUACUUUGAAUAAAAUAAAUAGUAAAAUGUUCCUUUUAAAUCUAUU